GAGCAUUUACAGCUCGGUAGAGACAACGACACCAGGAUGUCUGGUAGAGGCAAAGGUGGGAAGGGGCUCGGCAAGGGGGGCGCCAAGCGCCACCGCAAGGUGCUGCGCGACAACAUCCAGGGCAUUACCAAGCCGGCCAUCCGCCGCCUGGCUCGGCGCGGCGGCGUCAAGCGCAUCUCGGGGCUCAUCUACGAGGAGACGCGCGGCGUUCUCAAGGUCUUCCUGGAGAACGUGAUCCGCGACGCCGUCACCUACACCGAGCACGCCAAGAGGAAGACGGUUACGGCCAUGGACGUGGUGUACGCUCUCAAGCGACAGGGGCGCACCCUCUACGGCUUCGGCGGCUAAAGCUUCUUCCUUCCCCCCAGACCAUCUCGAGAACCUAAAGGCUCUUUUAAGAGCCACCCACUUUUUUCUUUUGAAGGAGCUGUUUCGCAUUAUUUGUACGUUUUCGGUAAUCGCCGUAUUUCUGUUCUUCUGAUGUUCACGCUCGCGUGUUUCCCAUCUCCCCCUUUCCCUUGCCGACUUGCAGCCCCGCUGGCAAGCCUUGCCCUUCGGCUCUGGGCGCCUCUCUAGGUCUAGGGACCUGCUGCUGCUGUAUUGUUACGCUUCACGGUUCUGCCGCCUGCUUCUCUCCCGGCAGCCGCUUUGGGAAGAGCUUGCUGAGGCGCUCUGCGAGUUUGUGACUGGCGUGUACUGAUACCACAAAGUCCUGGAAGCUGCCUGGGGUCUGGAGAGCGAACCUACUGCCUCCCCUUCAGGGGCUUUGCUUGGGAAAAAAAAACCGCGGCCCACGGGAACAGUCUGUCUGCACCAACCAAAUAAAAAGAAGGAAAAAGGUAAAACCCGACUGUGUCUCGCCAAAGGGCGGUGGGUCUUUAGUUUCCUCACGCUCACAGGGGGAAGGCGUAGCAACUACACCGGGUUCGCUUCAGCCGGCGGGGCGCGGGGGCCAGCGGUCGCCCCGGGGAGGGCCCAUCCCUCCCCGGCCGCGAGCAGGCUGAGCACCCGUGCUCUUUUGAAAAGCCCGCGCAGGCGGCGAUUGGCUCCGGGCGAUUCCGCGCCCGGCAGAACCCGCGCUCCGCUCCCCGGCACAGCGCCCGCCCUGGGCACUGCCCGGCCGGGAGAGUGGCACCAUCCUCCAACCGACCACUGGCCGGGGCAGAGGUGCGGAGCCCCUAAGGAAAGCGCAGAGUACUCGGCACAGCCCGAGCGCUCUCCGCCAAAGCAACUGAGCCAGGGCCAC
This is a messenger RNA of Chroicocephalus ridibundus (black-headed gull), 1246 nucleotides long. RefSeq names its product histone H4. Gene Ontology annotation, molecular function: structural constituent of chromatin; DNA binding; protein heterodimerization activity. The record is from RefSeq and is a predicted model, not a curated record. Gene Ontology annotation, cellular component: nucleosome. NCBI's taxonomy places the organism in Eukaryota, Metazoa, Chordata, Aves, Charadriiformes, Laridae. Gene Ontology annotation, biological process: nucleosome assembly. Bases 37 to 348 code for a protein of 103 amino acids. The transcript has a single exon.